Messenger RNA from Hyaloscypha bicolor E, 420 nucleotides. RefSeq lists its product as uncharacterized. The coding region runs from base 63 to 332 and encodes 89 amino acids. NCBI's taxonomy places the organism in Eukaryota, Fungi, Ascomycota, Leotiomycetes, Helotiales, Hyaloscyphaceae. The transcript has a single exon. The record is from RefSeq and is a predicted model, not a curated record.
GUAAAAUCAAAUGUUAUUUCUAACAUAAUGAGUAUCUAACUAAGGCCUUGCCUUGUUAUAUAAUGGGCCGAAAUUUCCUAACAAAUUCCGAUGUCUCAAUAACUGGACUUAUUCCACUCUAUAGUAUAUUUUCCCUCGCUCUACUUGCCUUUCUUAGUAGUGCGCGCAAGGAUCGUACAACAAACAUAUACAACGUAAAGAAAGCAACGCCAAACAACCUGCUCAAAUGCAUCGAGGAACAGAACCAGCCGCAGGGAGCACGGCUACUAUCGCCAAAGUGUGGUGAAGAAUCGACAUGCCUCGUGAGGUCAUACCAUAUCGAGUCGCAUUGAGGUAUCCUAGCUUCGUAUCGCCGUGGGAGUAAUCGAUUGAGGUCAAGGCUCCUCAGUGAGUUCGUUUAACCUAUCGCUUGGCCUCACA